This is a messenger RNA of Prosopis cineraria, 873 nucleotides long. RefSeq lists its product as uncharacterized. Lineage: Eukaryota; Viridiplantae; Streptophyta; Magnoliopsida; Fabales; Fabaceae. The transcript has a single exon. Bases 1 to 873 code for a protein of 290 amino acids. The record is from RefSeq and is a predicted model, not a curated record.
AUGACUCCAGAAAGCCAUGAAGGAGAUUCCCCAAAGCCGAAAAAAGAGUCUCAGGCGGCGGCGGAGACAUCGCAGUUUCCACCGUCGCAUGGCUCCCAAUCCCCUUACCCGCCGCCGCAGGUGACGUAUUACCCGCCUCCGAUGGGUUAUCCUCCAGGCCAGGGCCCCUUCGGCUACCCCCCACCUGGUGGAUACCCUUACGCCGCUCAACCACCGCCUCCUAUGUACAACGCCUCGCCCUAUGGAGCUCAUAAUAAUAAUAAUCGCUCCAGCGGCUCUGCCUGCUUUCGCUCCUUUGUAUUGUUCAUCUUAAUGCUCAUUUUGUGGUAUUUUGUGCUAGUCAUCAUAGCCUCCUCCAGUUAUGAUCAUGAUCCCUUUUACACCGUGGACUCCUUCUCGGUUUCCAAUUUCAGCACUUCCAAUUCGGCGUUGACAUGCAUUUGGGACACCAAGAUCAACGUAACCAACCCGAGUUCCGAUAACAACGUCAGUUUCACGGAUUUUACGGUGCACGUCUAUUACAAUGAUGAGGAGCUAAUUGAGAGUCCAGGGAAGUCGUUGGACGUGGGACAAGACCAAAUCGGACAAUUGGAAAUGAGCGCCAACUAUAAUUCUGGGGUUCAACCGCAGAUACCGGGCUCGACGGUGGAUGCGAUGACCAAGGAUCGAGACACCGGGUGGCUCAAGUUUUCGUUGGUGUUAACCGCAAAAGCCACUCGCAAUUACCAGUCUACUUUCUUCGUGUGGACGCUCAAGCAAACGAUUGCAGCCCAAUGCAGAGAUUUGAAUGUUCGUUUUGUGAAUGGUACUGGUAACGCCACCUUCAACGACGAAGGAGAUCAUGUUCGAUGCCUCAUGGUUCUGCAUUAUUGA